Messenger RNA from Hansenula ciferrii, 1467 nucleotides. It is a transcript of the gene RRP3, whose product is annotated as RNA-dependent ATPase RRP3. The record is from RefSeq and is a predicted model, not a curated record. Lineage: Eukaryota; Fungi; Ascomycota; Saccharomycetes; Phaffomycetales; Wickerhamomycetaceae. Bases 1 to 1467 code for a protein of 488 amino acids. Gene Ontology annotation, molecular function: nucleic acid binding; RNA helicase activity; ATP binding. The transcript has a single exon.
AUGAGUCCAAGUAUAGAUGGGAAGAUCAAGAAGAAGUCUUUAAAGAAAUCAGUCAAGAAGGAAACAGCUUUAGACUUGGCUGAAAAGAUCAAAAGAAAAGCUUUACUAGAUAAAAAGAAUAAUGAAUCAAAAGAAUCAAAAGUUAAAGAACCAGAAUCAGAACCAGAAUCACAAGAUGAAGAAGAAUCAAAAGAAACAGAAGAAUCCAAACCAACAAUAAAUUCAUUUAAAGAUCUUAAAUUGAUCCCAGAAUUACUUGAAGCAUGUCAAGCUUUAAAAUUCGAUAAACCAACUCCAAUCCAAGCAGAAGCUAUUCCUCAUGGUAUUGAAGGACGUGAUUUAAUUGGAUUAGCUCAAACAGGUUCAGGUAAAACCGCUGCGUUCGCUAUCCCAAUCUUACAAGCACUUUGGUAUGCACAAACACCAUAUUUCGCUACAGUUUUAGCACCAACAAGAGAAUUAGCUUAUCAAAUUAAAGAUACUUUUGAUGCAUUAGGUUCAGGUAUGGGAUUAAGAAGUGUUUGUAUUGUUGGUGGUAUGGAUAUGAUGGAACAAGCUAGAGAUUUGAUGCGUAAACCUCAUGUUAUUGUUGCUACCCCUGGUAGAUUAAUGGAUCAUUUAGAACAUUUAAAAGGGUUUUCAUUACGUGCUUUAAAAUUCUUGGUUAUGGAUGAAGCUGAUAGAUUAUUAGAUAUGGAAUUUGGUCCUGUAUUAGAUAAAAUUUUCAAAGUUAUUCCAAGAGAAAGAACCACUUAUUUAUUCUCUGCUACCAUGACAAAUAAAAUUGAUAAAUUACAACGUGCUUCAUUAACUAAUCCUGUUAAAGUUUCAGUUUCUGAUAGAUAUUCUACAGUGGAUACUUUGAUUCAAUCAAUGAUGAUUGUUCCAGAUGGUCAAAAAAAUACAUAUUUGAUUUAUUUAUUAAAUCAAUUUGAAGGGAAAUCAAUAAUUAUAUUUACAAGAACUUGUGCACAUUCACAAAGAACCGCAUUAUUAUCACGUAUAUUAGGUUUCAGUGCUGUUCCAUUACAUGGUCAAUUAACUCAAUCACAAAGAUUAAGUGCCUUGAAUAGAUUCAAAUCAGGUAAAACAAAUAUAUUAGUAGCUACAGAUGUUGCAGCAAGAGGGUUAGAUAUUCCAUCAGUUGAUAUUGUUAUAAAUUAUGAUAUUCCAACAGAUUCAAAAGCUUAUAUUCAUAGAGUUGGUAGAACUGCAAGAGCUGGUAGAUCAGGGAAAUCAGUUAGUUUAGUUACACAAUAUGAUUUAGAAUUAUUAAUUAGAAUUGAAGCAAUUAUUAAUAUGAAAUUACCAAAAGAAUCUGUUAAUAGAGAUGAAAUUUUAUCAUUACAUGAUUAUGUUGAUAAAGCAACUGCUCAAGCUAUUCGUGAAACUAAAGAAUUUCAAGAAACUAAAGGUAAAGGUGGUAAACGUGGUAAAAAAGAUUAUGGUGAUAGAGAAGAACGCUAA